AUGAGUGUCCAUUGGAAUGAAGAUUGGGAAGAAGACAUUGGGGGAAGUCCCUCCAGACAACAGCAUGAGAUCGAGGUGCCCAUUGAGUUUCUCAGGCGAAUGAGUUUGGAUACAAUUGAAAGUGGGGAUAUUGAAAAUCUGUCCGAUUUUGAAUCAGCUACAACACCUUCCAACCACUCCGUCCGCUCUAGGAAUUCCAAGCAGCGUAGAAUUUCAAAGCAACAUUCAAAACGAUCCAUUGACGAUUUGAAAGAAAGGAAACGCAAACUGGAACGAUCCAAUCGUUCCAAUCUGUCCACAUCCAAUCGCUCCAAUCUUUCCGCAUCCAAUCGUUCCAUUCUAACCAGGAGCAGCAGGACCUACAGCAAGCAAGAAAUUGAAGACCAGACCCGAGACCUCGAUGAGGCCCUCAUGCUUUAUGGUUAUGCUGAAAAGGCAGCGAGGAAAAUCCAAUUGGCAUUCCGAGAACGACAGCAAGCAAAGUUAGACCUAGGCAAGUCCGAUACGUCAACGGAAAACGAGUCCGAUGAUUUGAAGACUUUGAAUAGCAGCGAUGAAAACAGGUCGGAGGAGGGCAAUACAAAUUGGUACACUUUGAUCUUUCUUUCGCUUUGCGCCUUUGCUACAUGUAUCCCAAAACUAUUCAGCGGGCUCCAACAGUUGCUUGGGGGGGAUGAUACGGGUGCAGGAGAUGCUGCUGCAAACGCGGCUAUGCAAGGUGGUGGCGGGCCAGCUGGUCCCACACCUACUGGUGGAGAAGGCGCUGGGGCAGCCGGUGGUGGAGCACAAGCUGGAGCUCAGAGUGCAAUGGCUGCUCAAGCUGCUUCAAGUGCAGCCAGCGGAGCCGCCAGCGGAGUUGCGUCUGGUGCCGCUGCUGGAGCUGCCGUAUCUUCGGCAGCAGCUGCAGCAACCGCCGGGGCCACAGCUGCCGCGGCUGGAGCCACAGCCACCCAAGUGGCAGCUGUUGUGGCGAUUUCCACUGCUGCUGUAGCUGCUACAUCAGCAGCUGUUACUGUUGCGGUCGUGACACCCACUGUUGAACCGAUUUUGUCAAUUUGCGGUCUUCCGAAUCCAGACAUUAGGAACGGUCGCUUUACCAUGAACUUUGAGGGUUUUCCAAGAAUUCUGGACGACAGAGAGACAGGUUUGGUGGAAAAUCUCGUCAAGGAGUCCUACAAUGAGAUCACCUUGGGCCCAGAUGUCGCAUCAGUUGGCUGUUUGGAUCCGUUGGCUCGUGAGAUGCAGGGCAUUUCCGUGUUGAAUCAGGCCUUGUUUGAUGACGUCGGAUCGUCGUCAUUGACGGUACUGUUUGAGGCAACUGUUUCCUGCGACCGAUGCUCUCCGACGAGCCCUCUUUUUAGUGAAGAUCAACUUGCAAUCCAAGGUGACAACUCGCAGGCCAUCAAUGCGACCAACGGUACAAACUCAAACACGACAGCGUAUCGGGGGAACAGCACUGAGGAAACACAAAUAGAACAGUCGCGAUGGCUACAAGGCAUUAAUUUUGACAGUCAAGAGUUCUUCCAAAAACUAAUUCAACUGGUCAUCUUCGAGACCGAAGAGCUGACUGACGUCGGUGAGCUUCCAGAAGGCUUCACUAAGGUUUCGAAGGCUUGGGUUAUCACGGAGGAAGAAGAGGAUGUGUUGGUGACAGAAGUUCAGUAUGUGCGAAAAAAUCCAUCCAACGGAAGCACCAGUGGCAGUGUCGGUGGUAGCGCUGGCGAUGGGGGGAGCGCUACCGGCGGAGGAAGUCGAAGCAGUACACAAGCCGUAUUCCAGUUUGCCUAUGUGGACGAAGAGGGAGGGGCCCAAAAGGUGACGCUCGAGGUCUCAGAAGAAGGCGUGGCCGUCCCAACCACAGCCUUUCCCACGUUCCAGCCCAGUCACCAGCCGACUGACCUUCCAUCAUCUGCUCCCACCAAUGUAUUUUCGGGUCAGCCGACUACGUCUCCAAGCCAGAGCCCAAGCAUGAUACCGUCCACGUCGCCGAGUAUGCUACCAUCGUCAGUUCCAAGCGUUGUGCCUAGCGAGUCGCCCUCGGAUGUUCCGUCCACAAUUCCGAGCGAUAGUCCAUCAUCAGUUCCAUCAACCUUGCCUUCUAUGAUACCAAGUACAGUCCCGUCAAGGUCGCCUUCAGAGGUUCCCAGUUUUGUUCCUUCGACGGUUCCAUCUUUUGUCCCGUCGACGCUUCCUUCCAUGAUUCCAUCCUUUGUCCCUUCGACGCUUCCGUCCAUGAUUCCAUCAUUCGUCCCAUCGGAGACACCUUCAGAUGUGCCAUCCGAUGUGCCAUCUGACUCGCCUUCCGACAAUCCAAGUUCAAAUCCUUCCUCAUCACCAUCAAAGGUGCCGACAAGUUCUCCUUCCAAGAGUCCAACCCCACAGCCAACCCCACAGCCGACACCACAGCCGACUCCGGCGCCAACAAGUAUCUACAUUGGAUGCUACGUUGACGACACUUCAAAUCGCGAUAUGGGUGGCGGGGGCGAACCAUUCAUCAGCGACAGCUUGACUGUUGCUUAUUGCCGCAGUUACUGCAGAUCUAGAGGAUAUCCAUAUGCAGGUUUACAAGUGGGGAGAGAAUGCUAUUGUGAUCACUCAUAUGGCAGUUAUGGAGCGGGAGGGGGCUGCGUUUAUGGUUGCACUGGAGGUGACAGUGAUCCGUGUGGAACGGAUUUUCGCAAUUCGGUGUAUCACACUUAA
Molecule: messenger RNA, 2700 nt
Organism: Cylindrotheca closterium
Lineage: Eukaryota; Bacillariophyta; Bacillariophyceae; Bacillariales; Bacillariaceae
Source: the annotation of a GenBank genome assembly